AUGAAGUCUCUGGUAGUAAUUCUGAUUGUAGCCUACAUCCCGGUGGUAUUCGCUAGUGAGUAUGAUCGCCUUAUAGUGUUUUACUUGUUCACAUUACUGUGAUCUUUGUUUUUCGUUCCGUGUUGAUCUUCUUAAGCAGGCAGGUAAGCAGGUUUUGUCGACGCAAUGAGGCUAACGCUCCCUUAUUCUCUUCUUUGUAAACAACGCUCCAUUAGAGCACCCAGAAAUCGUGUAAUCCUACCAUACUUUGAUAGGAUUAUCAGUAUUUUUGCCCUGUGGAACAUGACACAGUGGUCAGGAAACCAGAAACUCUUCGUAGGGCUAGGGUGGUCGAUAGCUCUUUUUCAAAAAUUUAAAAACUGAUGUUUGGAGCUGGGUGUUUCGGAGUAUUGGGUUUCCAAAACAUGGACGGGCCUCUGUACAGUUGAAUAGUACAGUACCUUAGUAUAACACUGCUUGGAACUCCUUUCCAAGAAGUCAUGUCAUUUUUUCCAUUUAAAUGAUAUGAGUGAGACAUGUCUUGAAGCAAUUUNAAACAACGCUCCAUUAGAGCACCCAGAAAUCGUGUAAUCCUACCAUACUUUGAUAGGAUUAUCAGUAUUUUUGCCCUGUGGAACAUGACACAGUGGUCAGGAAACCAGAAACUCUUCGUAGGGCUAGGGUGGUCGAUAGCUCUUUUUCAAAAAUUUAAAAACUGAUGUUUGGAGCUGGGUGUUUCGGAGUAUUGGGUUUCCAAAACAUGGACGGGCCUCUGUACAGUUGAAUAGUACAGUACCUUAGUAUAACACUGCUUGGAACUCCUUUCCAAGAAGUCAUGUCAUUUUUUCCAUUUAAAUGAUAUGAGUGAGACAUGUCUUGAAGCAAUUUAUUCAGUUAAUUAAUUUGAAUGCUCAAAACUACCCAGUUUUCUAACUUAUUCCUCCCAGUUUACUAUUGGAAGACACGAUUCUAGUCAAUUCUUUACCGCUUUUGUUCAUGUUAACCCCUUUCGCAAUGUAAACCAACAAGCCGGAAUCUUACAAGGCUGUCUCUUGUCAAUGUAAGACAUCAAGCAAGCCGCCGCCCUGAAAAAACGACAAUAAACGCCACCUGACCGGGGACUUGGUAUUCAGUAGCAUGCUACGGCGGCUUUGUAGUUAAAACUGAUAUUGAUACUUAAAGAUACCAAUAGCAAACAGCUUUUUAAAAAUGGAGUACUUUGCUUUCGCGAAACCAGAAGAUCGCACCCGGUAUGAUAGCCAACCAUAUGUACUUUGGUAAGGCUAAACAUUUAACUUAAAUUAUAUGGCCACUUUGCAAUUCUAAGAUUAUUUUUGCCUUGUUUUCGAGUUAUCGGAGAGUUUUGUUCUGAUAGACGGACACGGCUGAGGAAAAAUCGGGUCGCCAUGGCAAUGCAAAAUGAAACUUAUUUGUUUUACAUUUCAGUCCAUCCAAUUCCCAGAUUUCCUCUUCCAUGCUCAACCCUUAACGCUGCAAAAAUGAUUCUGCAACUUAUUACAUGAAGUAAAUAAAAAGAAUUUCGACUCUCUUCUGUUGUCAUGGACCCUCACCCUAUAACUGGAUUGAUGGAAAACGUUUAAAAAAGAAACUUGACGAAAGAAAAUAUUUGUUCUUCCUAAAAGCUUGGCUUUAAAGAAUAACCAGCAUACUUUAAAAUAUGUUUGAUGGAAAGAAGUAAGCUAAUUGAGAGUUCGUCACGCACUAAAUUUAGUACGAACUGAGGAAUCAAAUUAUCAUCGACAGAUGGUAAGCGCUAGAUGUUGCAGGCAAGACACUGCACCAGUUUCGGCAGUUUACUUAAAUAAUUUAACACUUUUUUUUCAGGGAUGCUUCCUCUCUUCGAAAAUCUUCAACGGUAUUACCCCGGCAACGUAGAUUAUGGAGGAGCGUACAGUGACUAUGACGUGUUCAAGGCGGUCAAUCUCUCCUCUCGCACUCACAACAACGACGCCUGUAUACUGCGCAUGAGCGUGGCACUUAACUUGAACCCAGGUCACCAAGUGCUUAAAAAGUACAACGGAAGUGCAAAGGGCAGUGGUGGCAUAUAUUACUUCUAUGACAGAAACGCGUUCUUGAACUACCUUGAUUUGAUGUAUGGAUAUCCCCUGUGGUCGAAUACUACUGAAGCGUUUAGGUACCAACAGGGAAUAAUGUUUGUUAAUGUCACUGGUGAAGAGAAGUCGAAAGAUGUUUGUAGCGUUCUGCUAUGGAAUGGCAAGAGUUUUCAUCAAGGGAAAGGCCUUCUGCAUCACUAUCGUAUUAAUAAGGUGUAUUUGUGGCCUGCUCAGACAGGUGAGCCCGGCUUGGAACAACUUUCUUUUGUUGCUUUACUCAAUGUUUAUGAAAGUAAGAUCGAGUCGCUAUGUAAUUCUGCCUUGUACUUAGGUGUCCCUCCAACUAUUUAACAAAUAGAGUACUUUAUAGGCAGCCAAAUGUGAAGUGGUAUCAGCCUAUAUUUGUUCUUUCCAGGUGGUUGUAAAAUCGAUGUAAAUCUGAAGCAGAGUACAUGUUUUCCAUCCUCUUCUAAAGUUGAGCUCAAAUCUGGAAAAAAGAUUGCCAUGAAUGAGCUUGCAAUUGGUGACUUGGUGAAAACUUAUUCUAAGGAUGGGGAGGUCCUGUUUAGUCCUGUAGUUACGUUUCUGGAUCAAAUGCCGAACUAUAGAGGUAACGUUCACAAAUCGUAGUCUUAUCUUUGAGUUUUUAGAAUUGCUUAUCAACCCCGGCUUUUCGUUUUCAUUUAUCAGAAAGGCAUACGUUCUGUUCAUUUAUACGGUACGUACGAGAGAUGAAAAAUGACCUUAUUUACAAUCCGCAAGAAAUGACGUUAACUUUCCAUUGUUUGGGCAGCAUGACUAGAAAUGAAAACUUUGUAAGUUAUGGACGCAGUUGUUCUUUUCAAAGCUCCUCUAAGCCAUAACCGUUCGCUUCUUUUACUUACCUACCUUGCCUAUGAUUUUGUAGGAGAUUUCUACACAAUCACGACCAUCUUCAAUGUUCAAGUAACCCUCAGCGAAGCUCACCUUGUUUUUACUACCUGUCCCCUGUCGGAUGGGCGGCUCACAGAUCACUCCACUCAUGCGUCCAGAGUCAGACCCGGUGACUACAUUCUGGUUAAUACUCGAUGGGGACUCAUUCCCAUGAUGGUAGAGUCUGUUUCGGUAGCUGAAAGAAAGGGGGCUUUUGCGCCCGUUACCCAAGAAGGGACCAUGGUUGUGGACGGCAUUUGGGUGUCUUGUUAUGCUGAUAUCGCUGAUCAUAACUUGGCCGAUUCUUUAAUGACACCUUUGAAGAGGUUUUACAGCUUGUCCCCUCAUGUGCUAGGUACAGGAGGCAAGUACGUACACGGUUACUUGAAAGACAGUCUUCGUCAUGUUGGUGUUAAGAUCUUUGGAAAAGAGAAGUUCUAUCAGCAGGGCCCAAAGGAGAUAGUUUUGAGAGGGAAAGAGACAUCCUUGGAGUCUCUCUUUAUCAGGAAAGACAGAAAUAAGUGA
Porites evermanni is the source of this 3491-nucleotide messenger RNA. The record is from the annotation of a GenBank genome assembly. Lineage: Eukaryota; Metazoa; Cnidaria; Anthozoa; Scleractinia; Poritidae.